GCGCGUUCUGACGCGUGUUGGUGGAGUAAAAAUUGCCAAGCCGCCAAGGAUCCUACCUUAACCUGAAUAUGAGAAUAUGGCUCGUCCAUCGUCACACCGAUUGUAUUCCGAUCUCGUUGGCAUUUUCUCAAUGCCAUUUCCUUCUCUGUACGGAUACUUCCGACUUGCAGCAGGAUACAAUAGCAGAGGAUUCUCUUAUCCAGAGGACGCCGUCUUUGCGUUUGCUGGCAUCACUACGGCGUUGACUCGCAUCUUCCCUGGUGGCUUCAUUUCUGGCCUUCCGCAAAUGUUCUUUGACGUUGCUCUCCUAUGGCAACCGGAGCGAGCUGCCACGAGGCGGAUAAAACGAAAUACCUCAACCAACGCUUAUCUCCCAAGCUGAUCAUGGGUUGGUUGGGAGUCUGAGAUCGAUUACAGCAACUGCGUUGCCGGCUUCAACUACAUAAAGAGAUCUGACUACUCUGAAGCUGUGAUGGGGACCUCCGAGUGUCACAGCUUCGUUCCGCUGGUGCAGUGGUACAUGCAUGAGGACUUGACUUCACCACCCCAAAUGGUUAGUAGCCUAUGGCAGAAAUAUAUCUCAGCCUGUUCAGACAUACAUUGUAUUUUACCAGACGGAUGGUCUCGACAUGAGUACGAAUUUGACAGAGACUUUGAGAACAACAGUGAGGUCUACGAGGAGAUAUACUCUCCUCCACAUGGAUGGCUACAGCAACGCUCUUGUCACACGGAGGUCACCUGACUUCAGUGUGUGUUGGGUCACGUGGUUUGUGUUUGCUCGGAGAUGUCUAUCUCUAUCUCUUCACGCUGUAUUUUAGAUACAUCCAAUACAUCGC
Molecule: messenger RNA, 836 nt
Organism: Eremomyces bilateralis CBS 781.70
Lineage: Eukaryota; Fungi; Ascomycota; Dothideomycetes; Eremomycetales; Eremomycetaceae
Exons: 1
Coding region: 77-382 (101 amino acids)
Source: RefSeq, a predicted model, not a curated record